AUGGCCAUGUGUGACCAUGAGUAUAAGUUUACUGUAGUUGAUGUGGGUGCUUUUGGCAGUAAUUGUGAUGCUGGAGUAUUAUCUAAAUCGAUAUUUGGAAAAGCACUGUAUGAUGGAACACUCAACAUACCUCAUAAAACUAAAAAAUUACCUCAAUCGAAUAUAAACUUGCCUUAUUUUGUCGUUGGUGACGAAGCUUUUCAAUUGCAUAAAAAUGUAAUGCGUCCAUAUCCUGGUAGAUUUUUAAGUAAUGAUAAAAAUAUAUUUAAUUAUCGUUUGUCACGUGCAAGACGCGUCAUUGAAAAUGCUUUCGACAUUCUGGUAUCAAAAUGGCGAAUACUUCGUCAUCCAAUAUGUGCUCAUCCGUCAACAGUAGAUCGAAUAGUCACGGCAUGUAUAUUUUUGCAUAAUUUUUUAAUGACGGAAAAUGCAAAACAGCCUGCUUGUGAACAAACUUAUUGCUCAUCAAAUUUUAUUGACCAUGAUGAUGAUAUGAGAAGAACAAUUCCAGGAAUAUGGAGUGAUGAAAUGUCAAAUAUUGAAGGUUUAGGAUCUACUAGUGCACAUAGAGCAACUCGUGAAGCCUAUGAAAACAAUGAGAAACUUUAA
Molecule: messenger RNA, 609 nt
Organism: Trachymyrmex cornetzi
Lineage: Eukaryota; Metazoa; Arthropoda; Insecta; Hymenoptera; Formicidae
Exons: 1
Coding region: 1-609 (202 amino acids)
Source: RefSeq, a predicted model, not a curated record